AUGAUAAAAUCAAAUGAAAAAAGAGUAAACAUAGAUCUUACAUCAAAAAAAGCUAUUCCUUGGUGGAAAUCCAUUAGUAUUGAGCCUGUUGUUUUUCUUUAUAUGUUAGCAAUUUAUGUAAAUAUUCCAACAGAUGAAGCCCUUCUUUAUCGACAAGUUUGUUACAAACUAUAUAAUAUAUCAUUAUGUAAUUCAAUGAAUCUAAUUAAACUCAAUAAAACAUAUAUCUAUGAAAACAUGGAAGAUACAAUACAAAAAUAUGCAUCUAUUUAUGUAAUGUAUUUUAAUUUUGUUUAUUCUAUUCCAUCAAUAUUUAUUUCUAUAAUAUGUGGUGUAUGGUCAGAUAAAUAUUCUCAUAAAAUUCCAAUGAUAUUUGCAAGUAUUGGUUGUAUAUUAUCAACAAUAGUUAAUUUAUUUGUAUCAAUUAUAAAAUAUAAUUUAUCAUUAGAAAUUUUAUUUUUAUCAAAUAUAUUGCUUAGUUUAUUUGGUUCAACAUCAACAAUGUUUUCAAUAGUUUAUAAUUAUAUAUCACAUAUAACAACAAUUGAAAAUCGUACACAACGUAUUGCAAUUAUUGAAUCAUGUUUAAUGUUUGGUUCAACAAUUGGUUUAAUAUUAAGUGGAAUAUUAAUUGAUUUAACAAAUUUUCAAUAUUGUUUUUUAUUUAUUAUUUUUGUUCAUCUUAUUAAUAUUAUAUAUAUUAUAUUUAAUGUUAAAGAAGUUAUUCAACCAAAAGACAAUAUGAAAUCAUACAAGAAUUUUUAUGAAAUUUUAUUUUUUUGUAAUGAUAUAAAAGAUUCAUUUCGUGUUUUAUUUAAACAAAGAGAAUUUAAUCAAAGAAAAUAUCUUCUCCUAGCAAUAUUUGGUCUAUUAUCUAGCAUUUUAACAAGCAUCGGUGAAUCAUCAGUUAUUUAUCUUUAUUUAAAAAAAUCACCAUUGUCUUUUUCACAAAGUCUUUAUGGAAUAUUUCGUGGAUUAAAAUCAUUUGGUCUUGGUCUUGGUUUACUAUUUCUAUUACCAAUAUUACGAUAUCUAUUUAAUAUAAGUGAUAUGACGUGUGCAAUUCUUGGUACAUUAACAAAAUGUACAAGUGAUUUUCUUUAUGCUAUGAAUCAUUCAAAAACAUUUAUUUUUAUGAUCCCAUUAUUCGGUAUGUUAUCAUCAUAUGUUGUUGUAGGUGUUCGAUCAUAUAUUUCAAAACUUUGUAAUCUUGACGAAGAAGGUAAAAUCUUUUCUAUUGUUGCAUCACUCGAAUCUAUUGAUGCAUUGAUUGGAUCACUUUUAUUUAAUAUUCUUUAUUCAUAUACAAUAAGUACCUAUCCGAAAUUAAUAUUUAUUCUUGCUUUUUUUCUUCAUUUUCUAACUUUACCUAUAUUUAUAUAUAUUCUAUUCAAUGAUAAUCAUUUGAAUAGAAGAAACAUAAUUGUAGAACAAAUGAAAAAGAUAUCGACUAUUAAAAAUAAUAAUUCUUUUAAUCAAUCUCAUGUUCGUUAUUCAUCUUUAAUUAAUUAUUUAGAACGAAAUAAUCGAAAAUUUAUAUACGAUUAUAAUAAUUUUGAUAAUGAUAAAAACGAAAUCAGAUAUAUUCUACAACAUAAAUAG
Molecule: messenger RNA, 1602 nt
Organism: Rotaria sp. Silwood2
Lineage: Eukaryota; Metazoa; Rotifera; Eurotatoria; Philodinida; Philodinidae
Source: the annotation of a GenBank genome assembly